This is a messenger RNA of Cygnus olor (mute swan), 1370 nucleotides long. It is a transcript of the gene METTL18, whose product is annotated as methyltransferase like 18. The transcript is spliced from 2 exons. The record is from RefSeq and is a predicted model, not a curated record. Lineage: Eukaryota; Metazoa; Chordata; Aves; Anseriformes; Anatidae. Bases 275 to 1312 code for a protein of 345 amino acids. Gene Ontology annotation, biological process: peptidyl-histidine methylation, to form tele-methylhistidine. Gene Ontology annotation, molecular function: protein-L-histidine N-tele-methyltransferase activity.
GACCGGGGAGGCUGCCUGCGCGUAGCCCUUUUGUGCCCCGGCCACGCGCAUGCGCAUUGCGACGCGGAAGGAGGCAGCGCAGCCAUGUGGGGCAGGGGUAGAGCGGGCAGCCGGAAAUAAUUAAGCCGAUCCCUUGGCAAACCAGCCAGUGUUCAGCCUACAGAGCGCGCUUUCCCACCGUGGUGACUGCAUGGAAGCGUACAAAAGAAAAAUCGUCCCGUCUCUCCUGGGGGAGUGUUCCUGCCUGUGACUUUUUGGGCUGUUCUUGCUGAAAAUGGCAUUUCGGUUUAAUUUUGCUAUUGAGGAAAAUGAAAGCACUGAGCCAGGUGCUCAGGGUGAGGCAGACUCGCAGCUGGACCCUCCAAAACACGAGCAAACCGCCCAUGCAGCAGCAGCCUGCAGCCUCCAGCCGGGCACCGCAAAGCAUGCAGGUAAGGGACUGUCAGAGAACAAGUUGUGCUCCCCGGCUGCCAGGGAGCACCAUGUUCCCAAAGAUGUCAGCAAAGUACUGGAAAAUAAAGUCUUGGAAACCAUGUCAGACCUGCGUUACGUAAACAUGUCCAUGGUGGAAAUGGCGUGUCAGGAUGACACACAUGGGGAAGACAUCGUGUCGAAAAGCGUCUCUGCUCACUCUGAUCUCAUCCCAGGGGUCUACGAGGGGGGGCUGAAAAUCUGGGAGUGCACCUUCGAUCUCCUGGAGUACCUGUCUGAGGCUGACCUGCAGUUUGCCAACAAGGCAGUGCUGGAUCUUGGGUGUGGGGCUGGACUGCUGGGAAUAGCUGCAUUACGGGGAAAAGCUGGAAAAGUCCACUUCCAGGAUUACAACAGCACCGUGAUCGAUGAAAUAACCUUGCCUAAUGUGGUGGCUAACUGUGUAAAUGAUGGCAAUGGGACUGGUGCGGGAGAUGAUAGAAAAAUUGUUAAGCCUCCUUCAAAGAGGCCCAGGAAAGCAAAGUGCUUACCUGACGCGCUCAGCAAAUGCAGAUUUUUUUCUGGAGAGUGGUCAGAAGUCAGCCGGCUCCUGCUCAGCAGCAACGAACCCUGUUCAAAAUACGAUGUCAUUCUCACAUCCGAGACCAUCUAUAACCCUGACUACUACGGUGCUUUGCACGAUACACUGUCUCAGCUGUUGGACAGAAACGGCCGCGUGUACUUGGCAAGCAAAGCACAUUACUUUGGGGUCGGUGGUGGCAUCUACCUCUUUGAGAAAUUCAUUGAGGAGAGGAAGGUGUUCAGAAUCAGCAUGGUUAAAGAAAUUGAUAAAGGACUGAAGCGGUUUAUCAUGGAAAUGGCCUUUAAAGAUUCCAGUUAAAAUUAAUUCAACCACUGGUGAUUCAAAAAUAUCUUAGUAAAGAACUACUUUAAUCCUC